Messenger RNA from Miscanthus lutarioriparius, 1956 nucleotides. Lineage: Eukaryota; Viridiplantae; Streptophyta; Magnoliopsida; Poales; Poaceae. The record is from the annotation of a GenBank genome assembly.
AUGGCAGUUGGAUUGACAUCUCAGCUGUUCCAAAGAGUAACUGCUACUGACAUAUUUUGCCAAAGGAACAAAUUUAGGAGUCCUGAGAUGAGGAGUUGUCUUCCCUUGCCAUCCACCUCGUUUCCUUCAGUUGCUGAUAGGCGAUACUGUUGGGAUCACAAUGUGUUAGAGAGUAGCUACAGGCCCAUGCUUUAUGCACCUCGCAGAUAUAGAUCUUUGGGCUUUAGAUCUUGUGCCUUGCUAGUUCCUUUGAAGGAAAUUCCUCUUGUCAAGAACGCAUCAUUAGCACUAACUAGGUCAUGUGAUACUUUACUUGCAAAUCCUGCUACCUCACUUGUGGUCCCUGCAAUCGGGAUUAUUGUGUUUGCUCUGUGGGGUUUUUUGCCUCUAGUGCGGGAUAUUAGAAACCGUUUUGAUCAUGGAGGCAACUGGAAGAAGAGCCCUACAUAUUUGAUUUCUUCGUCGUACCUUCAACCUCUACUUCUCUGGACAGGAGCAACACUAAUCUGCAGGGGUUUGGAUCCAGUUGUCUUGCCUUCAGCAGCAAGCCAAGCUGUGAAAACACGCCUGAUAACUUUUGUGAGAUCAUUAUCAACUGUCCUGGCUGUUUCAUAUAUUCUCACAAGCUUGAUUCAGCAGGUACAGAAGUUUCUUAUGGACAUGCGCAAUCCCAAUGAUGCAAGAAACAUGGGAUUUGAUUUUACCAUGAAAGCUCUUUAUACUGGUGUUUGGAUUGCUGCUUUUUCUCUCUUUAUGGAGUUGCUGGGUUUCAAUACCCAAAAGUGGAUAACUGCUGGAGGGUUUGGGACAGUGUUGCUUACACUUGCUGGUCGUGAGAUUUUCACUAACUUCCUCUCGAGUAUCAUGAUCAAUGCUACACGCCCAUUUGUAGUCAAUGAAUGGAUCGAUGCAAAGAUAGAUGGUGUUGAUGUCUCUGGCAUUGUUGAGCAUGUUGGUUUGUGGUCUCCAACAAUCAUUAGAGGUGUUGAUCGAGAAGCAAUAUACAUUCCUAACCAUAAGUUUACAGUUUCUAUAUUAAGGAAUAACACUCAGAGGACCCAUUGGCGUAUUAAGACCUAUCUUGCUAUUAGCCACAUGGAUGCCGGAAAAAUUGGGACUAUAGUUGCUGACAUGAGGAAAGUGUUGGCAAAAAAUCUGCAUAUAGAACAACAAAAGCUGCACAGGAGAGUAUUCUUUGAGAAAAUUGAUCCAAAAAAUCAAGCACUUAUGAUUUUAGUAUCCUGCUUUGUGAAGACAUCACAUUUUGAGGAGUAUCUCAAUGUCCAGGAAGCUGUUAUGUUGGAUCUUCUUAGAAUAGUUGGGCAUCACAAAGCAAGGCUUGCUACCCAAAUUCGAACAGUUCAGAAAUCAUAUGGCAAUGCAGACUUUGAUAACAUUCCUUUUGGAGAGGACAUGUAUAGUCGCGUCCGUGGCCGUCCACUUCUGAUUGAUACAUCUGCAAGGAUCAGUGAUGACAAACCCAAGCCUCGACCUGUAUCAUCACGUGAGGAGCAGAAAGUCAAGACAAAUGGCUCGGUAGAGACCAAGUCCGCUUCACCUGAAAAUGCUAGUUUAAGCAACUCUGAAAAGCAGGAACAGAAAAAAGUGGUACCUGAAGAUGCUCGGGUGAAGAACAUUAAGAGUGAUAAUGUGAUGCCAGUAACACCGUCUUUAGAUCCUGCUACGUCAACUUCUAAGGCUGGUAAAGGGAAGACGCGUGAACCAGAGCCCACUGAGCGGCAAGGCGAUGGGUCAGUCUCUGUGGCUAAUCCAAAGAAAGAAUCUAGACCAGUUUUUGAAGAUAACAUUGUUCUGGGCGUGGCCCUUGAGGGCUCCAAGAGGACACUGCCUAUUGAAGAAGGAAAUCCUUAUCUAUCACUAUCUGAGACUGAACUGGACACGGAAGAGGCGGCUUCAUCACCAAAGGAUAAGAUAGGUCAAAGCCCAAAACUUUGA